Molecule: messenger RNA, 2190 nt
Organism: Penicillium cosmopolitanum
Lineage: Eukaryota; Fungi; Ascomycota; Eurotiomycetes; Eurotiales; Aspergillaceae
Exons: 1
Coding region: 1-2190 (729 amino acids)
Molecular function (GO): lipid binding
Source: RefSeq, a predicted model, not a curated record
AUGGCUACCCUCCAUGAUGCCCUUCAAUGUCUCAAGCCAACAUCCUGGGACGUAGUCCCCCAAACGCCCGACGAACUGCGACAAUAUGUGCGCGAUAUGUUCAAGAAUAGCCGUCUAGUCGCCGAAUCUCUUCCAGACCCUCCACCCCACGAAGAUGGAAAUGGAACCGGGGAUCCCUCUAAUACUACACAUUCUGCCCGCGUCGUGCCGUCGGCCGCACGAGUCGGAGAGACAGAUCCGGAGAUUACCUCUUUGCAAAAGGAAUGGGGUAAACCGCUUAAGAUGGGUGGGCCAAAGGACAACCCUCUCGGCGUGACUGUGUGGAAAUUAUCCGCGAACGAUGGAGGCGGUUCGUGGUUUGGGCGACGGAGUGUUCAUGAAGGUCUUCCUUUUGCGCGAUGGCAGGAGAAAAUGUCGUCGGAAUAUGAUGAAACGCUCAAGCUCAACCGCAAGAAGAUUGAAAAGGGCCAAACGCCUGAUGAAUGUGUUCGCGGGAUCGGGGCUGAGGAGAAGGUCGAAUCCAUUGAGGUUAAGGAUGAUGAUGGAUCUGUCCUCGGCCAGGUCACGGUCUAUCAUGUAUCGGCUCAAUUUCCUAAGCCUACUGCUCCGCGAGACUUUGUGGCUUUGAUCAUUACUUCGGAGGCUGGGUUGCGAGUUGGUGGGACGAAACAGCUGGGUCGGAGUUGGAUGAUGAUUUCCAAGCCAGUUGACCACCCUGAUGUGCCGCAUAAAAACGGAUAUACCAGAGGCGAGUACGAAUCAGUGGAACUCAUUCGUGAGAUUCCGCGAAAGAGCAACGAUUCCAGUUCGACCAGCGAUGGAGAUGCUAAGAAAUCGGACAAGGAUGCGCCGGAGAAUGACGAGGACGAACCGAACCCCGUUGAAUGGAUUAUGGUCACUCGAAGUGAUCCGGGUGGCAGCAUUCCCCGAUGGAUGGUGGAUAAGGGCACGCCUAGGAGUGUCGGUGCCGAUGCUGCCAAAUUCGUUGACUGGGCGAGCAAGGAUGAAACCCCCGGGAAAAAGCCAUCUGACAAUUCGAGUCAGAAAUCCCAAGAUGCUACCAAGUCUGAUGCCGAUAGUGUCAAUUCCGAUGACUACCACUCAUACUCAGACUCAAACUCGGAAUCAGACUUCACCGACACCGACGCCCAGUCUCACCACGGCCUAAUCGCAAGUGUCACUGGCUUGCUCAACACCGGUAUUGAACGGUUUGCACCCCAAUCAGUGCUAGAGUACAUACCGCACCACCAUCAGUUACCCCCCGACACGCCAAUUGAGAAUCAGAUGUCUAGAGCGAGUACCAAUGAAGCGCCAACAUCGCAUCCGAGACAGCCCAGCUCUACUGGUGAUACCGGAUCAACGAAGACUCGCGAGCCAGAUCAAGGCUCUUUGUCAUCAGUUCAGUCUGAAGGAAAUAUACCAGGACUCGAGCACAACAAUCUGCCCCCAGCCGAACUCAUAAAAAUGACCAAAGCCGGCAAAUUAAAUCACCACGAGAAAGAACUCGCCAAGCUCGCCCUACGGAAGCGUGAAAUUGACGCAAAGCUCGACACCAUCCGCUCGAGACUAGACAAACUCCAACUUCCCUCACAAAGCAAUCCCUCCACACCCUUGAAGGGCGCCUUCGAUCUCGCAGAUAGCAGUGAUCAGAGCGGUAUGCUCAAAAAGCCAUCAGAGAAACGCUCCUCGACACCAGCCAGCUUCGCAACACAGAAAAGUCAGCAAGCGAGUAGCAGUGACGGACAGUCAUCUUCGCAGACCAAGACGCCGCAAAACUCAGAGCCAGCGCUCCCUGUCCAUAAGGCUGCGACGCAACUUUUCAGUGAGGAAGCUAAGCUGCUCAAACAGCUGCGCAAGGUUGAGGGGAGUCAGUUGAAGGUUGCGUCUAAGAUUGAGGAGAGGCGGAAAAAGGAAGCGGAUCGGGAAGAGAAGUCCAAGUCCAAGUCUGAGGAGAAGCACAAGAAGGAGACCGAAAAGUUUAGCUCUAAGUCUGAGGAAAAGCUGAAGAAGGAGGCGGAACGGGAGGAGAAAUCAAAGUAUAAGGCUCAGGCGGAGAGUCUUAAAGCUGAGGUUAAGGACCUGAAGAAGGAAAUUUCCAAAUUGCGGGACGACAGACAGAAAUGGAUUGAUUUGGUUGCUUCGUUGCAGGCGGAGAAUACGAAGUUGGCCGCAGCGUCUAGUCAUGACUGA